Messenger RNA from Menidia menidia (Atlantic silverside), 5580 nucleotides. The record is from the annotation of a GenBank genome assembly. Lineage: Eukaryota; Metazoa; Chordata; Actinopteri; Atheriniformes; Atherinopsidae.
UCAGACUAAUGGACAGAACACCAGCGGGGCACUCAUCGAGGCAGUCGUGUAUUUCGUAAGAACUUUCCAUCACAUCUGGUAAGCCCUGCUCUGGGGCCUGACUGCUGCUAAGCAUGCUGGGUAAGGCUCAGCCAACGACUAGUAGCCUCAACUUGGUGAACUCUGAAGUUUGCAACACUUCAGCAGCGCCAGACGAACGCGACGGGAUCAAGAUGGCCGACCUCGUGGAAAGCCUGGACGCCAGAGAGCUGGACAUUGGGGAAGGAGAGGAGAUGGACUAUGAUGGAAAUUACUUAGGUGACUGUUGCAUACCAUUUUCAGCAAUAUACGCCACCGUGGGCUUUAAGGAGGCCACCGCUCGGGUCUACAUGCCCACCGUGCCCAUCACGGCACGGAUCAUGGAGGUGGAGCGGUUCACCACGGCACAGGACCGCUUCAAUUUGUCACACCACAGGAGUGUCAACAAGUCUCUGCCAGCGGUGUUUAAGAUCGAGCUGAAGCACGGAGAGUUCACGUGGAUGAUCAAGAGAAAGGAGAAACACUUCAUGGAGCUGCACAGAGAGCUGAGGACGUACAAGACCUUCAUGAGGAUACCGCUGCCAUCGCGCAGCCACACCGUGAGGAGGAAGACUGUGAGAAAGAGUGAAGUGAGAGAAAUGCCCUCACUGCCCCGGGGCGGAGGAGACGAUCUGGUGCGAGACGAGCAGGUCUCCAGCAGGAGGAGACAGUUAGAAGACUAUCUGAACAAGCUGCUGAAGAUGGCCCUGUACCGCAAGUAUCACCACACAAUGGAGUUCAUUGACGUCAGUCAGCUGUCUUUCAUUCAUGACCUGGGGCCGAAAGGACUGGAGGGGAUGAUCUAUAAGCGCUCAGGAGGACAUCGCAUCCCCGGAAUGAACUGCUGUGGUCAGAGUCAGGCCUGUUAUCGCUGGUCCAAACGCUGGCUGGUGGUGAAAGACUCUUUCUUGCUGUACAUGAAGCCAGACUCUGGAGCUAUCUCCUUCGUCGUUCUGGUGGACAAAGAGUUCAGCAUCAAAAUGGACUCCAAAGACACAGAAACUAAACACGGGGUCCGGAUUGAUAGCCUUUCCAGGACCCUUGUGUUUAAAUGCAGCAGCUAUAGACACGCACGCUGGUGGGGUCAGAGCAUCGAGAGCUUCGUGAGGAAUCAUGGGAAGGCUUUCCUCCGAGAGCACCGUUUUGGGUCAUUUGCACAGCAACAGGAAGACGUCCCUGCCAAAUGGUAUGUGAAUGGAAAAUCCUACAUGGAGGAUGUGGCUGAUGCAAUGGAAGAGGCCAAGGAGGAAAUCUUUAUCACCGACUGGUGGCUGAGCCCGGAGAUCUUUCUGAAAAGACCUGUUGUAGAAGGCAACAGAUGGAGGUUGGAUUGUAUCCUGAGACGCAAAGCACAACAGGGAGUGCGGAUCUUUGUUAUGUUGUAUAAGGAGGUGGAGCUCGCCUUGGGCAUCAACUCGGGCUAUAGCAAAAGAACUCUCAUGCACAUGCACCACAACAUCAAGGUGAUGCGUCAUCCAGACCACGUCUCCUCCUCCGUGUAUCUUUGGGCACAUCACGAGAAGCUCGUAGUUAUUGACCAGUCGGUGGCCUUUGUGGGCGGGAUUGACCUGGCAUACGGUCGGUGGGAUGAUAGAGAGCACCGGCUGACUGAUGUGGGGAGUGUGACGCGCUCCGUGGCCCUCGAGCAGGCUGGCUACACCAGCACUCCAUCUGGUAAGGGAGUGUCCUCCGCCGACAGCGUCUCCCAGAGUAAUGGGCAAGGAACGCUGCCAAGUGAACCAGUGGAAUUACCCAAACUGAAGGGGAUUGGUCGCAACAGGAUAGCCCGCUUCAGUCUGUACAGACAUCUGCACAAGCACGCUCUGCAGCACGGGGACAGUGUCAGCAGUGUGGACAGCGCAGGGAGUGGCUCUGCCCAAAGCCUUAAGACUGGUGUUGGCGAGCUACAGGGAAACACUCGCUUCUGGCACGGCAAAGACUACUGCAACUUUGUCUACAAGGAUUGGAUCCAGCUGGAGAAACCUUUUGAUGACUUUAUCGACAGGUACACCACUCCUAGAAUGCCUUGGCAUGACAUCGCCUCAGUGGUUCAUGGGAGAGGGGCCCGGGAUGUGGCCAGGCACUUCAUACAGCGGUGGAACUUCACCAAGAUCAUGAAGCCAAAGUAUCGCUCCCUGUCUUAUCCAUUCCUGCUGCCUAAGUCUCACUCCAGUGCCAGUGAGCUCAAAUACCAAGUUCCUGGUUCUGUAAAUGCCAAAGUGCAGGUGUUGCGGUCAGCAGCAGACUGGUCAGCUGGCAUAAAGUACCACGAGGAGUCCAUCCAUAAUGCCUACGUCCAGGUCAUCGCCAAGAGCAAGUACUACAUCUACAUAGAGAAUCAGUUCUUCAUCAGUUGCGCUGACAACAGGACUGUCUACAACAAAGUUGGCGAUGCCAUCAUUGAACGGAUCCUCAGGGCACACAAGGAAGGUAAGAAAUACCGCGUGUACGUGGUCACGCCUCUGCUUCCGGGCUUUGAGGGAGACAUCACGACAGGAGGAGGGAACGCCAUCCAGGCCGUCAUGCACUUCAACUACAGAACCAUGAUCAGAGGAGAGUAUUCAAUCAUCUCCCAGCUGAAAAAAGAGAUGGAUGACCAGUGGAUGAAGUACAUCUCCUUUGCGGGGCUGCGGACUCACGCUGAGCUGGAGGGACGCCUGGUUACAGAGCUCAUCUAUGUUCACAGCAAGAUGCUCAUCGCUGACGACAACACGGUCAUCAUUGGUUCGGCCAACAUCAAUGACAGAAGCAUGCUGGGAAAACGCGACAGCGAGGUGGCGGUGAUUAUUGAAGACUCUGAAAAGGUUCCUUCGGUGAUGGAUGGGCAGGAAUAUGAAGCCGGGGUCUAUGCACUUCAACUUCGCCUCGAGUGUUUCAGGACCAUCCUCGGAGGCCACACAGACACCAGCAUUGACGUGUCAGACCCCAUCAGCGAACAUUUCUACAAGGAGGUGUGGAUGACCACAGCAGGCCGCAAUGCCACCAUCUAUGAGAAGGUGUUCCGUUGCCUUCCUUCGUCCCUGGUGAGAAACAUGUCGGAGUUGGAGCAAUUCCAGUCCAAGCCAGGCUUGGCCCAGACCGACCUGGCCCGCGCUCAGGAGGAACUACGCAAAAUCCGAGGCUUCCUUGUCCAGUUUCCUCUGGACUUCCUGUCUGAGCAUAAUCUCAUGCCUUCCGUUGGAACAAAGGAAGCCAUGGUCCCAACUGAGAUCUGGACAUAAGGGACAUGAAGCCACACCCACAAUUCUAUUGGUUAUGAUGUUUAAUGAAUUUUAAAUGUUAAAGCAGCAAGAGACCACUUCGUAGACUCACUGGUGAGAGCUGAGAGUCGGCCUUCUAAAUACUGCUGGGCAUUGACAAAUCUCUCAAAUCAUCUGAAAAGGAAGAACACUAACUUUAACAAGUUCCUGCUUGGUAGGUGAAAUGCGGCAUUGGAACACAGAGACAAUGAUUUGCUUUUAGGAAUCAAUGAAGCUUUUAGGAAUCAAUCACAGUUCGGGAGGCGGAGGUGUUUGAACUGUGCAAAGACAGCACACAUUUCCACGGGACCAGGAUGAGGGAGGAGAGAUUUUUAUUUAUUUUCAUGAUUCUAACUUGCUCAGCUCCCCAUUGAAGAUAUCACAGAUGCAUUACAGAUGGUUGUGCCCAUCCUUCUGUGAGUUUGUGAUGUCAGCACAGAAGGUGUCAGUGGUGUGUGUGUGUUGUUCAGGAGCUCACAGCAGAAUCGUUGAGCUAGUGUUUUUGCUGCUUUCCGAAAAUUCCUUUUUUUAAAGCAUGCACAAAGAUAUAUCAGGAGCAUUUUUUUUUUCUUCUAAGUUAGAGACUCUUCCUGGCUAAGGUGCUCUUUGUAUGCCUAGUCAUGUUACUGACCUAAUGCAUACUUUUUGUCUUUCUUUUUUUGUGAAAUAGUGUAAUGGCUCACCUCCAGCAUUUCUUCUGUCGUCAUUGAAAAUAUUGGCUCGUUAUAUUUGCAGACCCCUGUUUGCUGCUCUCUAUUUAUGUGUUACACAGCGUCGUUUUACACAAGCACAGAUGAAGUUUCGCUCAUUUGCCAGUGGUGCCUCAUUUCAUAACCUUGCUAAAAUGAUGCUACAUGCGUUAGCUCCACCCCAGAUACAAUAACAAACUGUUCAGAGGCACAUUGUUUCUUGCCGAGCCUGUAUCGUGACAGAUUUUCUAUCUGUAUGUGAUUUGAAUAUUCUGCACAGCUACAAUCUAAGUGAAGCUCCACCACAUGUGUGGCAGUCUGUUCAUUUUGUUAAAUGGAGUGUAAAAUCAGAGGGAAAGCAGCUGGAUGAGACAAUCGGGCUGUAAGUUUAAAGAAGUAAUUUCCUCUUUGCUCAGCAGAUGGUGCUAGCUUCUUCAAAAUACAGUCUUCAUUCAAAAUUUGGGCAGGUAUCGUAGAGAUCCUUACCGUCUUGGUCUCUAUACGUUUUGGAAAAGUGAUUUAUGACUCACUAAAUGGGUUGGCCAACAUGCAGAACUGAUAAUUUGCUUCACUGGAAUAUUGCUCACAAGAUUUUAUCUAGUUAUGAAUUCCCCCUGAAUGUGAACUUAGAAAACCACUUCUUUGAAAAAAGCUGUGCUCAGUGCACAUAAAAGCUUGCAGGCAGUUAUCGGAGAAGACUUUCAGACAUGACAGAUGAAAGGCUAACACUGAAGGUGUUGUCAGAGAGAAUGUUGUUGAUCCAUUUUUUAAUUGGCCUGUUUUGUCAGGAUGUUCUGUCUUCGCAUGCAAGGGCUGUGACUACACUAGUCAGGCUUUGUUUUCUACGUCCCAUGUCUUGCAGAAGAAGGCAAUGGGAUGAGCCGUGGGGCUGAAGAAGAGAUACUAAUUUCUUAAUCGGGACCAGGAAAUUAAAUGUUGAUUUAUUUGAUUAAGUUUUAAAGACGUAUUCUUUUUGCCCCCCGCCUCAUUGCUUUUGACGAAAUUGUUGGUAAAGUUUACUUUUUGCUGAAGUUAUGGAUUAUGAAGCAUUUAACAAUCUUUAAACAUGUAUUUAUUUUUUGGGUGGUUGUGAAUUUGUAACUCAACCACUCUUUCUUUUCCAUAACCACCACAAAACUGUCUUUUCAGUUAACUCUGUUGAUGUAUAAUAACGUUCUUUUUUUGUAAAGUUGAAAGUAUUUCUAAUUCCGCUUAACACUGUAAUUUAAAUGGCUUAUAAGUAAAGCUUCUUUGACAAUUUUGGGUCCUUGUCUGGUGUCAUAAUGUCUGAUUAUGAUGUGUCUUCUACUCUUUCCAGGCUUUCAUAUGUUCAUAUAGAAAUGGGAGAUUUCAAUUCGUGAUUUUGUUCAAGUCUCUUAAACAUGAAUGGAAUCCAAAAUAACUGCCUUGCUCAACCCUUAACUGAUUUUAGUUGCCUAACAAAGGGGAGGUGUCACCCUUUUGGCAAGCACCUCUCCUGUUUUGUCAAACGGUGCCAAAGACGGUGUAUCCCCAGAAGUCGAAAGUAAUUUCAUUUUCUAAUUUGGGUUUCAGUUAAGUUUGCAUGAUGAUUCAUCUUUUUUUCAAGCCCCCCC